This is a messenger RNA of Capsicum annuum, 2440 nucleotides long. RefSeq lists its product as uncharacterized. Gene Ontology annotation, biological process: regulation of DNA-templated transcription. Bases 274 to 2166 code for a protein of 630 amino acids. The transcript has 12 exons. Gene Ontology annotation, cellular component: nucleus. Lineage: Eukaryota; Viridiplantae; Streptophyta; Magnoliopsida; Solanales; Solanaceae. The record is from RefSeq and is a predicted model, not a curated record.
GAAUUGUGUAGGAAUGUUGUUGUCAUUUUUUCCCUUUUUAUAUUGACUCGAACAACGGCGACGUUUCACUAGUAUAUUCUGAGUGUAUGUAUAAAAUUAUAUGUUGGCGGGUAAAUGUUGGAAAACCAAUUUUCCUUUGGAUCCAAGAAUUUCAAUUUUUCCAAUUGGAUUUCCCGCCCUCUACAGAAAAUCCCACUAACAAAAUUUAUUACAAGUAACCACCACUUUCUGUUGCUGGCUAAAUCUGUGAAACAAUUUGCGUAAUCUGGUAGAAUGGCGGUAAUUUCUGGUUCAGAGGAGCUGACGAAAGGGAAAAUGAAGAAGGGAAAGAGUGCUUCUUCCCCUGCAAAGCGCAACAAUUGUCCCGGAGUACGUCUUGUGGGUGGUCGAAUCUACGAUUCUGUUCAAGGAAAGACAUGCCAUCAGUGCCGCCAAAAGACUAUGGACUUUAUGGUUGGGUGUAAGAAUAUGGGGAAGGAUAAGCCUUGUCCAAUGCAUCUUUGUCAUAAAUGCCUACUAAACAGGUAUGGUGAGAUAGCAGAGGAAGUAUCACUUUUGGAGGAUUGGAAAUGUCCAAAAUGCAGAGACAUUUGUAACUGCAGUUUGUGCAUGAAGAAACGAGGUUGCGAACCCACUGGUCAACUUGUGCGCACAGCAAAGGCAACUGGAUAUUCUUCUGUUUCAGAUCUGCUGCAGAUUGCUGGGAUUAAUAACAAUGAUCAAAUCAAAUCUCUGAAAGACAUGAAUGCCUCAUGGAAAAAGAUCAAUACUUCAAAGAAUGAGGAAAGCAUAGUUUCUUCUGAAAACAGUGGGAAGGAAAAUUGUAUUGAAGAGGUGAUAGACAUAAAUGUGAAUCCUUUGGAUUUGCCAAAAAAUCCCAGUGAUAAGCAAUCUGCGGGAUGUAAAAGGAAAAAGGUUAAUGAAAAGCCUGAUGACACUUUGUCAAAGGAUAAUGUAGUGAAUGAACUUGAUGGUCCACAUGAUGGUGAAAAGAAACAAAAAAAAUUGAUGCAAGGUCAGCUAGAAUCAGAAUUUGACAGCAAGAGAGGUGCUGCUGCAUCAGCGAAAGAAACUCUAUCUGAAGAGUCUCAAGAUUUCACAAAGAACAAGGAAGUAUCUCUGAGGGAAUGUUCUGUGAAAGAUAACACUCUGGCAAAAAGUGAUCUUUGUGCCUUGACGCCAUUGCCCCAGGGCACUGGUGUGACAGCUAUUGGUGACAUUGAUUUACAAUCAGAAGAUGUUGGGAAUGCGUUACAAUUUUUAGAGUUUUGUGUGGUUUUCGGAAAGAUACUUGACAUCAAGAAGGGGCAACCAGAAGCUGUUCUCAGAGAUAUUAUGCAGGGAAGAAGUUCUCGACGUGGAAAAUGUUCUUUGACGAUACAGUUUCUUAAUAACUUACUAUCUUCCUUAAAAGGGGAGGAAGAGGAAAGAUUUUCAGCAGAAACCUCGACAGAAGGAAAAAACUCCUGGUAUGCUGAAUUAAAAAUGUUGAUCUCAGAAUCCCCCAGUGUUUCAAGAACCAUGGGAUUGCAUUCUUUAGGUAAUGAUGUUGAGGAGUUUGAGAACUUGAAUCCCUCAGAAAAGCUCAAGAUACUAAAUUUUAUCUGCGAUGAAAUUCUUGAAACUGCAAAGAUAAGGGAUUGGAUGGAUAACCAAAACUCAAAAUUUGCUGAAAAGGCAAAGGAAGCAAAAGAAAAAGUUACUGCGGCAAAAGAUGAGGAGAAGCGCCUGAAGAAGAAAAUGCAGGAUGAGAUAGCUCAAGCCAUUAUUGCAAAGAAUGGCGCUCCAUUCUCAAUAUCGGAACAUGACGCAAUUGUUUCUCAAAUUAAACAUGAAACAGCAGAAGCUCAUGCUUGUGUGGUGGAGUCACAGAACACCCGUUCAAAGUAUAAUAAAAACUCUGAAGCUGUUAGGACGGAGCCUUUCUUUUCAGGCACUGAUGGUAAUGUGUAUUGGAGACUGAAAUGCUAUGGCGACAAAUCCAUUCUUUUAUCUCAGGAUGUAGGAGCUGGUAAUACUGCUGCAUCAGAUGAAAAAUGGUUUGCGUUUGACGUUGAACAAAAAGAAAUCAUUGAGAAGCGCAUCAAUUAUUUGAGGGUAAGGAGUGUUAGAGCUAACAAGGUCCUGCGGAAACUUCCAUCUCAGAAUAAUGAAGUCACCGCUUAAGAUCUUACUGAUUUUGCCUGCAGUUCCUUGGAGGAAUGUUGUGGAUAUCAGCUUGUCUUAUGAAUGGUCUUUUUAGCUUAUCCUUCAGUGAUUUGCAAAUCAACAGUGGCAGGCAAGAAGGUGCAUUUCAAUAUGCUACCUUUUUGUUCUAACGUGUUGGAAUACUGAAUUGCUGUUGUAUCUUAGCUUUGUCUGUACUGUACCUUCUCCCAUAUACUUUCUAUUGAUGCUUCUAUUUGAACUAUAUUUAAUAGAAGUGUUAAAUUAUUAUAAA